Symbiodinium sp. CCMP2592 is the source of this 3321-nucleotide messenger RNA. NCBI's taxonomy places the organism in Eukaryota, Dinophyceae, Suessiales, Symbiodiniaceae. The record is from the annotation of a GenBank genome assembly.
AUGGGGUUGGGUCUCUUGCUCCUCUCCCUAGGCGCACUGGCACGAUGCCAGAUUAUCGAGGGCCCGGCCCCCGAAAUAGAGUUCGAAAUCAGGAUGACGGAUGAAAUUAGAGAUGCAUUCGCAGCCCUCUUCGACGAGACCUUCAUGCAGCAGUUGGUUGACUGCCAGCAACUGGCUGGAGACAACUGCGAUGUUACGGGUCUCGCGGAGUACAUGAUUGAAGUGGGGAGCAGACUGCGGAGUUCAUUUACGCGGUGCCCGACGGGAUGCUCGCACUCUCAGAAAGACUGCAAGGACUUUUGGCUCGCCUUCGAGGAAAACCCAGUGGCUUUGCGAAACGGCUGUGCUCUCACCAACAACUGGCCGGGCGCUUGCACCACGUUCCUGCGGGAGCUUCAAAGGCGAGUCGCUGACGAGACGUGGGAGUUGUCAGUGAUGUGCCGAAUGAUCGAUGCAGGGGUGAACCUCGAGCGAAUGCCUGACUGCAAAACCCUCGCAAUUAUGACGACGUCAAGUCGACCAUCGCUGCAUGAUGGUGGUUGCGGCUUCGAGACUCGGGACGAAUGCAUAUCGAACCUUUGCGACGUCUACAGCCAGUUCGCAUGGCGUAUGCAGCCCAGAAACUUGAUCCCAGAGCAAGCCAGGGUGCCCUUUGACUCAAGCUAUAUCCUCGCUGGUUGCGAGCACCUGGUGGACUUGGACAUGUACAACCGCCGGGAUGAGUGCCAUGACCGCUUGGACGUUCUCGCUUUCUGCGAUUGCGUCUGCCCUGGAAUGAGCUACGUCAAUGAGCUGGGAAUCACAGAUUGCCCGACGAUCGUGGACAACUACCUUCUGUUUGGGAGGCUUGGAAUUGCAAACACGUCGUUGGACGCUUUGUGCGAACCGGAGAUCUGCGAAGCCUUCAGCUCGCAGCGGCUUUCGGACUCCUGUAGGGGCACCCGACUUCCGGGAGACCUGGAGUGCCUAGCUAUGCAGCUACCGAAGGUCCUGCCUCAGAACUCUCCCUGUCCGUGGCUGAACCACUCGGGUGAGGUGAACGUUCUUGAAUGCCUGGACGGCCAUCGUUGUGACAUCAACGCAGAAGGGUGGUCCUGCUGUGAGAACCAUCGAGGUCGCGCGAAAUGCCCAGAGCAGUUACCGGUCAUGUGCGACACUCUUUGCUCGGGCAUUACGGAGUACUGCUGCCGACAGGAGGGGGAGUGCACACCACGAGGGUGCCCCGUGAUUCUUCAGCGCGAGCUGUUCUACAAAGAGGAGACGACGACGGUGACAAGCACCACCCCUGAAGGCAGAGCCACGGUGCAGGACGAGGGCUUCACAUUGCGGCUCCCAGAAGGAAGUUGGAUCUGGCUGAUGCUGCUCAUUCCUUUGUUCUGCAGCAUCGGGUUCUUUCUCUACAUCCGAUGCCUCAACAAGAAGUUCGAGCGAGAGCAAGUGGCUGAGGGUGACACGGUCCUGGGCAUGAAGCUCGACAAGUUUGGCUUCUUCCAUGCCUACAAAGCCGAAAACGUCGAGAGGGAAGAGACCAAGCCCCGAAUUUGCAUCGUCAUGAGUGAGCUUCCGGACUCGCGACCUCUGGGCCUGGAGUUGAUGGAGCUUCGCGUCGUCCGAGUACAUCCUUGGGGUGCCAAGCAUGGCUGGCAGGUUGGUGACAUCAUCGUGGACAUCGCUGGGCAGCCCGUGAGCUCCUUCGAGCAGCUCUGGGAACGUAUUCAGGUGGAGCGAAACCGGCCACCGGUGCGAUUUACGGUGGAGCGCUGGAAUGUCCAGACCACAGCGGAGGAGGAGGCGGUAAUCGCGGCGCAGGAUCCAGAUAUACAGCUCAAAAAGCAGAAGAAGCUAGUAGCAGAGGAUCGGGAGCAGAGGUCAAAGUCGCGAAUUGCCAGCAAGCAGCAGCAGCAGUCCCCUCCAACCACAGCAUCGGACAAGCCCACAGCUUUUCCGAGGACUUUGGGACCCAAUGCCUUACCCGGCAUGGCGCACGGCUGGGACGACUACGACGAGGAAGAGGAAGAGGAGUAUGAUGAGUACUCCGACUACUCUGAAGACGACUCGCGUAUACGGCAGUCCACAACCUCCAGCUUUCCAGCAGGGAGAUAUAAGUCCCGCUUCAAUACGAACUUCGAGGUUAUCAAGAAAGACACCCCGGAGCCGCAGGAUCCACCCAAAGAAGGUGAGCAAGCAAACACCGGCCCGGCAGAAGCGAAGACGAUCGCAGAACGCUUCUUCCCAAAGGACAUGGAGCGCCGAACCUACGAGAAGAACAAAGUCGUCUUCACCCGGGAUGCGGCGGACUUGGACCAGCUUGCGGACAUGGUCAGUUCUGACGAAGAUUCUGCACUGGUGAAGAAGGAAGGGCAGGUGGAUCCUAAGGAGGACCCUCUCAACCCUGACAAUGAUCCCGAAUUAGCCAAGAACGGAAAGGGCGGAAAGUUCGAGUCGAAGGUGGCCAUUCUGCAGGUCACAUGGAGGUUCCCAAUCGAUACCAAUCCGCUCAACAUCCUGGCGCUGAUCUAUGGGUAUUUGCCCUUUGUGGUGCCACUCGUCUUUUUCAUCGACGUGUUGGUCGAGUGGCGCUUCAUUGCUUUCUUUGGGCUCGCCACUUCAGCCGUCGUGACGCUGCUGAACGAGGCGGUGUUCAAGCCAAUCCUCAAACAGCCUCGCCCAGAAGGGUCUGCGAAUCGCAAGUUCAAUGAAAAGACCGGAAGGUGGGAGAUGAAACCUGGCAUGCCCUCUGGGCAUGUCGCAAAUGCCGCCACGACGAUGGUCUGGUGUUUGCUGGAGGUGGCUUUGCGAGGCCCAGGAUUCGACGACCAGCCUUUCCUGACUACGAAGAUCCUUUUGCUGAUCUUAGUUUGCAUGGGACCCGUUCCCUGGGCCAGGAUUUAUAACCAGGAUCACAGCCUGGCCCAGUGCACAGUGGCAGGCAUCAUGGGCGUGGUGGCAGGUGUGUCUGCGUACUGGGUCCGAGUGACCUACUUUCCACUGGGUCCAGGGCAGGAGUGGUGCUACAAGAAGCUUUGCUUGCUGGGCGGGAAGCCCUGGGACCCUUUCUUGGAUGAGCCGAGUCUGGACGGUGGCGAGCUGGUCGCAACCGCUGCUGUUGUCACCACUACGGUCGCCCAGGUCGCGCUGAAGGAAGCCGCCAAAGCUGCAGCAACCCACGUCACGAGUGCACUGAGCAACAAGGCUGCAGACCGUCCCGUGGAUCUCCCGAAAGCCGACUCUAAGGAGUUUGCCGAUGCGGACGAGGCAAAAACAGAAGAGAAGGCAAGCGACCGGCUUCUGCGCCGCCUCCACCUGCGUGGUUCUGCCUAG